AUGGCCAACGAACAGAUAUCGCUGCCAUACCUGGCAGGCAUUCUACUCAUAUCGGGGCUCAUAAUACGAUAUUUAUUCUUUUCGGGAACGCAGGCGUCCCGGCCGGCUCGGUCGCCAGAGGAUAUACGGAGGUCACGAGAGGCGGCGGUAGAGCGGAUCCAGCAAAUGUUUCCCCAGGCGGACAGACGGAGUAUCUUGUGGGAUUUGCAGCGCAACGGGGGUAGUAUCCAGAGUACCACGGAACGCAUCUUGUCUGGACGACUGGAAACUCCCCCUAUUACGUUCCAACCUCCUCCUCCCCCGGGCCAACCGGCUGGAGCAAGCACCGCUUCUGCGACGAGACAGGCCGACAAGCCCUCACAGCCGGACCUAAUAACACGAUAUAACUUAAAGAGCAAGAUUACUGAUGCAGCGCAUGACGAGGAGGCAAAGAGUAAGGGUUGGAGUUCGAAUCGGGAUGAGCGCCAGGCGUCGUUGCAGAAGAGGCGGGAUGAGAUGAUUUUGGCGGCGAGGCGGAAGAUGGAGGCUAAGAUUGCGGCGGAGAAGGCUGGUCAAGAAGGGUGA
This is a messenger RNA of Pochonia chlamydosporia 170, 564 nucleotides long. Its product is annotated as ubiquitin system component Cue. Lineage: Eukaryota; Fungi; Ascomycota; Sordariomycetes; Hypocreales; Clavicipitaceae. The record is from RefSeq and is a predicted model, not a curated record. The transcript is spliced from 2 exons. Gene Ontology annotation, molecular function: ubiquitin binding. The coding region runs from base 1 to 564 and encodes 187 amino acids.